CUAUCACCUGCUCAAUUUGCUCUAGUGCUUACUGCUUUACCACAUUACCGCUUUACCAGUUAACCCUCGACUCUCGAGGCCUCGACGAUUAGUGUAGAAUGUAAAAGGCUGCUUGAAUGACUAUUGACUAUCUUUCUACCUUUAUUACGGGCUGUGAAUUCUACAGCAUAAUUUUAAAUAUUUAUUAAAUGGUUGACAACUUUCAAUAAAUAUAAUAUAAUAAAUAAAUAUAAUACGUUCCGUACUCYGUAACCGUUACAAUAAGACGUAUUAUCACUAUAGAAGUAUAGAUUAUAGAACUCAAAAUCGUAGUCUGAUCACGAACGGCUGUCGUUCGGUCACCGUUUACUAGUUAAUAGUUAUUACACCGCUAAACAACUAGAAGUUAUAUCGUUUAACUAACCCUUCUCUAAGCACUUCAAAGAUUUAUGGUUUUUGAUGUUGGUAGUUAAGUCAAAACCAUUUACAAGUAUGGAUGAAUCAAUCGAUAUUGAAAAUACUAAUUUAUUAAGAGAUUUCAAUGAAACUCAACCUAAUCAUGAAUGGUCUCCUUUUAUAUGCAAUGGUCCUUCACAUUUGCCUACUUUCAAAGUCUCAUUAUAUCUAAAUAAUCUUCAGUUUUAUGGUUGUGGGCCUUCAAAAAAAAAAGCUAAAAUAGAUGCAAUAAAAAACUUCAAAUUACACACUUUAAAUCAUGAUAAUAAUUUCAAGGUUAAUCAUACUGUAGUAAGUAAUGUACAAGUUGGUAAAAGAAAAUGUACUGACAAUAUGAUAGAAAACUCAUUAUCUAAAAAACUUGCAAUAGAACAUCAAGUUACUGAGCAUCAAACAUCGGCAGUAUGCAUCCUACAUGAAUUAUUUCCAGGACAAACCUUUGCAUACGAGCAUGAGCAGUCCCAUGGUAUAUUAGAAACAGUUAGUGUCAUAGUUUCUGGUAUUAAGUACAUAGGUUAUGGGAAAAGUAAAAAAGAAGCAAAAGAAAUUGCAUGUCGCAAUGCUCUAAAAUCCUUGUACGAAACGCAGCCAAUAGAUAACAAGUUCAAAAACCAAAUAGAAAUGUUGCGUACUGAUUAUAAUGAUGCUAAAAUCAUUGAUCAUUUCGCUAAAAUCACAGAUAUAGUAUACCAAAAAUUGGAAUUUGAUCAAAUUAAAUUUAAAGAAUACUCUGUCAUCGCUAGUAUUAUCAAAAUGACCAAAGAUGAUUUGAGGUCAGCACAAGUAAUUUGUUUGGCUACUGGUACAAAAUGUUUAUCUGGUAAUUAUUUAAGCCUUAGUGGGGAAUCUUUACAUGAUUGCCAUGCAGAAAUAUUGACCCGCAGAUGCCUAUUGAAAUUUUUUUAUAAAGAACUGAUGGAAUCAGUGAAAGGCCUUCCUUCCAUUUUUAUCUCAGAUGAUAAAAAAUGUAAGUUUAAAUUAGCUGAAGAUAUAGCAUUUCACUUAUAUAUAAACACAGCUCCUUGUGGUGAAGCUAGAGUUUUUAGCUUCUGUGAUACUGAACACCAAUUUAAUCGUUUGAACCGUGGUUUGCUACGGUCAAAAAUUGAAAAUGGUGCAGGCACUGUAUCUGUGUUUGGUAGAGAAGUUCAAACAUAUGAUGGAGUUGCUCAGGGUGAACGUCUUGUUACUAUGUCUUGUUCAGACAAACUAACACGAUGGAAUGUACUUGGACUUCAAGGAAAUUUACUAUCAAAUUUUAUUGAACCCAUCUAUUUAGAAUCAAUAUCUAUCGGAAGUAUAUUUAACUUAAAUCAUAUGAAGCGAACAAUUUAUGGUCGUGUUGAAAACAGCAUUAAUAAAUUACCACAACAUUAUAAAGUACAGAAACCGCAACUUCGUGGUUAUGGUAUACUUCCUCGUAGAUCUGUUACACAAUCACCUCACUGUGUUAAUUGGAUUAUUAAUGAAGGAAUUGAAAUUAUUAAAGGAAGUGUGGGUAGAACAAUUGAAAACAAGUUGUCCAGAGUGUGCAAAACUUCAUUGGCUAAAGAAUACAUCAAACUGUGUAGUGUUACAAAUAAUUUAUCAAUUCUUAUUGAAAACGAAUCAAAUAUAUUUUAUGAUUCAUUGAAAAAUAAAAAUAAGAAUUAUGUAGCUGCAAAAUGUGAACUGUUAUCAACAUUUAAGUCAUUAAAACUUGGGACUUGGGUACAUAAACCUGAAGAACUUAAAAGUUUUGAAUUAAAUGUUGGUAAUACAAUAGAUAAAUUUGAAACAAUAGCAUAAUAAUUCARUUAUUCAUUGAAGUUUUUCUAAGAAUAUUAAAAAUGUAUAAUUUGUAGAAAAUUUCCAUGAUAGUAGUAGUUAUAAGGAAGAUGCUAAAAAUCACCUCCCCGCUUUUCCCUAAUUUGGUAUGAAUUUAUAUAAAUAAUUCUUACAUAUUGAUGUACUCAGGUCUACCUCAAGAUUAAUUCAUGAAGAUAUUCUUCUUUACUUUGACUAUUAUUUAUUGUAAAUAUUUUGUUUAAAAAAAAAUUAUAACUUUGA
Molecule: messenger RNA, 2484 nt
Organism: Diuraphis noxia (Russian wheat aphid)
Lineage: Eukaryota; Metazoa; Arthropoda; Insecta; Hemiptera; Aphididae
Product: double-stranded RNA-specific editase Adar-like
Biological process (GO): adenosine to inosine editing; RNA processing
Cellular component (GO): cytoplasm; nucleolus
Molecular function (GO): double-stranded RNA binding; double-stranded RNA adenosine deaminase activity; tRNA-specific adenosine deaminase activity
Source: RefSeq, a predicted model, not a curated record